Molecule: messenger RNA, 890 nt
Organism: Candidula unifasciata
Lineage: Eukaryota; Metazoa; Mollusca; Gastropoda; Stylommatophora; Geomitridae
Source: the annotation of a GenBank genome assembly
GACCGAACGUUUAUAUCUGCCCGGAAUCAGUGUUGCCGGCCAACUUCAAAGUUCUACCCCAAACUAGGAUUGGCGUCGAUGUUCCUGGCUUUCACUAUGUGUUCGUGAAUGCUAAUGGUGAAAUCGAAAACACAAGAGGGCCCAAAGGCACUCAAGUAGGUUGCUUUAUUACUAUUAUUAUUGUUGCUGUAUAUAUUAAAAAUGGCUCCCCACUGGCAUCAAUGACUGCAAUUUUGGCCGCUGCUGAUGUUGUUGCAAAGAUGACCAAGUACAUGCCCAGCAGCAUAUUCACAAAACUAGCAGGCUCUGCAGGAGUUGGUGUGUUCACAGCCGUAGAGAAGGUGACAGUCUUUCACGAGUAUGCACGUUACGCCAAUGGUAACUGCAGCCACAGCUGCACUGGUGCAUGCUCGCACACGUGCACAACUGAUGGUCGAAAGAUGGAAGGUCUAGCAGGACUGGGCGGCGUUAUAGGCGCUGUUCUUGAUGAUAACUUGCUUUGUACUUCACAUGAUCCGUACCGGCACACCCAAAACAUAUUGUCUCAUGAAUUUACCCACACUAUUCAUGAUUACGGUCUGCCGACGAAUGUCAAAAGCCAGGUCACAGCCGCAUAUCACACAGCAAAAGCAUCAUCAACCUGGGUGCUGAGUUCAUACCACUAUAUGCCAAUGCACGUAGAAAACUGGUCCUUAACUUUUACUUUACUAUCAACAGGUGGCAUGGUGUCCUGUGGGAGCAGUCUGUGUAGUAGCGAACAUGAGGCCAGAGAACACUUGAGAAUUGCCGACCCGGGACUUUACAAUGUGCUGACUCACAUCUUCACCGACAACCGUCCAGGUCUCUUGUCCGGUAUGACCAUAUGUCCUACGUCGUCUGUCGUUGGAUAA